AUGACUGUGUAUAUCAAUGGCUGGCGAUACAAGUCUAACCUCAACUCACUUCGUGUAGUGUUCAGCACCCAGCUGAAAGGCGGCCAAUCAGGAGGACGCUCGCCUGAUACCAAGUGUGGAGGCAAGACAACGAACUACAAUGAGCCCAAUGGAGAUGACAUUCUCUUCACCACCAUGACGAAUGAUGGCUUGGUAUACUCUGGCAGAUUCCUCCCAGUAGCCAUGGCGGAUGGCCGUCCAACACAUACAAGAAAUGAGAUCAUCAAAGCAACUGACACCUCCACACUCAUCGGUCUGACAGUGGCUCAAUGCUCUCAGUGCAUAUUUGAUCCAGAUGUGACAGUACUUAUAGAUGCCGAUAGUGUUGCCGAGUGCGGUGAUCAAGGUGGACCAACAUGGGCCACAUGGAAGAUUAUAGUGGUGGCUGUUGUAGCAUGUGCCGUGGUCGUUGCAGUUGUGCUAGCCAUCUUCAUCUUUGCACGUCAAAAGGCAGCGACCAAGCGACAGAAUCGUCACAUCGUCAAUAAGCUACAACAACUUGGAUAG
Messenger RNA from Acytostelium subglobosum LB1, 546 nucleotides. RefSeq lists its product as hypothetical. The record is from RefSeq and is a predicted model, not a curated record. Bases 1 to 546 code for a protein of 181 amino acids. The transcript has a single exon. NCBI's taxonomy places the organism in Eukaryota, Evosea, Eumycetozoa, Acytosteliales, Acytosteliaceae.